Molecule: messenger RNA, 2691 nt
Organism: Orbicella faveolata
Lineage: Eukaryota; Metazoa; Cnidaria; Anthozoa; Scleractinia; Merulinidae
Product: cullin-3-like
Source: RefSeq, a predicted model, not a curated record
UUGAACAAACUCAUUUUCAGGUACUCGCUUCAUCCCGUAACAAUUUCAUAAUUGCCCUGGCAGUUAGCAGAAUGGGUAAAGUUACACCAUAAGUGGGGAAACAAUUGUUUUUUCUUAAAUCGACAAGAAUACCAUGGGGAUGCUAAAAGUAUUUGAUUUAGUGUCCAGGGCAUAAGAUUAAUCGUCUUGUAGUAAGAACUAGCUUUUUUCUUGAAGGAUGACCAUUAAAAGUACAUGUAAAAUGUUACUGGCACUGGGACCUGAUUCCAGAAGUGUUUAUGAAGGCUAUUUUGAGAAACCCUUCCUUGACGAGUCUGCAGAAUUCUUCAAAUUGAAAAGUGAAAUUUUACUUGCAGAAAGCAGUGCAUCAGUGUUUCUUCAGAAGGUUGAGACUACGAUGCGGGAGGAGGCAGAACGCGCGCGACAUUUGCUGGAUCCCAGUACAGAGGAGGACAUUGUAAAGAUUGUCGUGGAGGAGCUGCUUUACAAACACAUGAAGACAGUGAUUGAAAUGGAAAAUUCUGGUGUUAAUCAUAUGCUUAAACACAACAAAAUAGAAGAUCUUUUAAGAUUGUUCCGCCUCUUUAAGAGAGUGCAAGGAAAAAAUAAUGAUGUCUUAAUAGACUGGUUGAAAAUGGUACACGACUGUAUGAGGCGAUACCUUCCGGACGAGGUGAUGGAAAUGGAACAUUGUGAAGAUCCCACCACCUACUUUGAGGAAUAUGAGCAAGUUCUCAAUCUCAUUGCAGAAAACAAAGGUAAGUACUCGAUUGAUUGACUGACAGACGGACGGACUGACGGACAGGCUGACGGACUGACGGAAUAACUGAUUUAAUAUGUAAUCAAUUUUGCUCUCAUGAUUAAGUUUAAAGUGAUGCUGCUUGUGAGGCUGUGUUGGUAGAUGUAGGUUAAAGAAGUAAAAAUAACAAUACUAUAAAACACCAGAUCAACUAUUGCUAGUACCACUUUACCAGAUCUCCACCGGCUAGCGUCGCCUUUACUAAGUGAAAUACGGUAGCUACCAGGUGACUUACCUUAUCAGCUGCAAGUUAAAGGUAAACUUUAAACCUCAUGGUAGUUUAGUUAUCCGGAAUUGGCGUAUGUGCAUGAAUGGAGUCUUUCAAAGCAAUAUUAUCUACCAAAAUGUAUUAUAACAUAGAGCGCGCGCUGGUCCUACCUAAUUCCUAUCGAGCCAUCAUGGUAAAAAUCUCUCUAUACGCAUGGCCGAGCGUAAAUAACAUGAUGUGUGCGGUUUAAUUGUUGUUGCAAAGUUUCUGUCGAGCUUAGCUGCGAGUUCCUUUUGCUAAAGUUUCGGCAAUAUGAACAUUCUGAACAAUCCAAAGUCUACUUCGAGCGUUCGACUUUUACCAAGCUAAGAUGUUUUCUAAAACUUGAUUAUUUUGACUUUGUUUGUCUUCAUUUCCAUUGAGUAUUUUUAAUUUGUUUGCCUACAUUUUCGGAGAAGCUGUCAUGAAGUUUUAGUGACAAUUUUAGAAGCCAGAUGAAACGUUCUCGCUCAACCAUCGCUCAAGUGAUUGUGGCGUGUUUUGACAAGCCAACAGGAACCUUUGCUUUCCCUUACCAUACAUUGUGGGAACUUUGUAGUCGAUUACCAGUAAAACAUCUUUUAACGCCCAAGCUGUCGUCGCUAUGUGCAUAUGUCGAGUUAUGGAUGCACUUGGGAAGUUUGGAGAGCACUCAAGAAACGCACGGUUCUCUCGUGUCCUCCAGAUUUCCCGUAUGCAUCCAUAAUUCGAUAUACUCACGCCAAGCAUGAACGAGUUGCUUUUUUUUUGAUUACCAAACUUGGGGUCAUAAGACCAUAAGCUUACAGGCCUAUUUUUUCAUGUUUUAAAUGUCAUUUGAAGUUUCUCAAGGUUAUGUUCGACGAUACAAUCAUUGAGUUAAGGUGCUUGCGUCAAGACGUUUGUAGGCAACUAAAUUAACUAAAUUGUUAUGGAGGCACAGCUAAGAGCAAGUUUAGCUUCUUGUUUUGCUCUCCGAUCUUCCCAAGUGCAUAUUAAACUUGGCAAUGCACAGCUAAAAGCAUAAAUAAUGUAAACCUAGUAAAUAGCCUAGCCCAUAAGAGAAAAAAAUAAAUAAUAAUAAUUUACUUUAUUUAAGUGUCAAAUUUAUUUAGCGCUCUCGCACAAACUGGGGACACUUUCCAAGCUAGAAUUGGAAUUUGGAAAUGUACUAGACUGGUAUAUGAGAGGUCAUGGGUGUAACGUGAAAUAACUUUGAUUGAAUUCAUCGAAGACAUCUUGAUAGCAGCCAAGAUUGGAUGCAACUGCCACAGGCAUAAAUUACAGACGACUUAAGUAUGUACAAUUGGAUACAUACCACGCAGAGUAUUCGCACGCACCGAAUUAACUAUGCUAAUAAAUAUCGACACAUCUUUCCCCGUUAACAAAAAAAAAAAAAGUAAAAUAAGAUAAAUAAAUAAAUAAUUCUGCUCAAAGUCAUUCAGAUUUCACUGUGGCAAUGUCUAAGUCACACGGUAACCUGUGUUGGGGUCUCAAAUGGAAUAAAUCUCCCUAAAUGUAAUAAAGAUCCUAAAUGCGAUAAAAUUUGGCCCUAAAUGUAAUAAAGGUCCUAAAUGUAAUACAGUUUGGUCCUAAAUGUAGUAAAGGUCUUAACGUCAUUCUGCUGAAAUAGAACCUGCGCUGAGAUUUUUGUGAAACUUUGCCU